CCUUCACUUGAUGUCUAUGGGCAUGGCCGCAAACAAAGGCCCAACAUGUGUCGUUGUUAUAGGGCUCUCCGUGGGAUUGGCAUGGGUCUUCUUCGCACUGCGAUUGUGUGAGAGGACCUUUAUUAGUAGAUGCUGGGCGGCAGAGGACUUGUUGCUUGUAGCCGCUGUAUUACUUUUCACCACUUAUUCCACAUGUGCAACACUGUCUGUAAAGUACGGCACUGGGAGGCAUAAUGUGGAUAUUGAAGCUGCGGAUCUUCCCAAGGCACUUUAUCUUUGGUUCCUGUGCGAAAUUUUAUAUAUUUUAACGACUGUUUUUGUGCGACUAUCGAUUUCUGUAUUCCUUUUAAGGAUAUGCUUGCAACGUAAAUACAAGGUCAUAAUAUAUGGAACCAUGGCGAUGGUUAUGGCCUUCUCGACCUUUUAUCUUUUUCUUCUUAUAUUCCGAUGCUCACCUGUCAACUUCUUUUGGGACCAAUAUAAAGGGGAGUCUGGGAGCUGUUUGAGCGCAGCCAUUAUAUCAGACGCUACUAUCGCUCAUUCCGUUGUUUCCUUUACAGCAGAUUGGAUAUUGGCAAUAUUGCCUAUGGCCCUAAUUUGGAAUCUUCAGUUAAACCGGCUCACUAAAGUUUCCAUUGCUGCUAUUCUUGCUUUGGGUCUUCUAGCCGGAGUAUCAACUAUGGUUCGCAUCCGUUAUAUCAAAUAUUCUACUAUCACUGACAACUUCCUCUUCGAAACCGCUGGAGUUGCUAUCUGGUCCACCGUCGAGGCCAGCCUCGGAAUUAUCGCCGCUUCUGCCUACACGCUCCGCCCGCUCCUCCGUGCCCUCUUCCCCGUCUUUCAUUCACAAAGGUGCUCUUCACAAACCCGAGGCAAUCAGAAUAUCGAAAUGUGUUUGCCUGCAAGAACGGUUGCGGCUGAUGGCUCCCGCAGUGAGCUGAACGGCUCAGAUGAUUUGAACCAGCAGGGCUGUGGGACAAUCGGUGAGAGCAGUAAUGAUAGAGAUAGUGGGAUUAGUGUACUUAAGUCCUUUGAGGUCAAUACAAACUAGGGCGAAGAGGAAUAUAAUGCGUCUUACUUGCAGUAAUGGCUAGAAUCUCCGGGGUUGGAGAGUACAAGGAAUUCCCG
Messenger RNA from Pseudogymnoascus verrucosus, 1128 nucleotides. RefSeq lists its product as uncharacterized. The record is from RefSeq and is a predicted model, not a curated record. The transcript is spliced from 7 exons. Bases 11 to 1051 code for a protein of 346 amino acids. Lineage: Eukaryota; Fungi; Ascomycota; Leotiomycetes; Thelebolales; Thelebolaceae.